AGAAACGCCCUGCAUACUCUCUCUCUCUCUCUCUCUCUCUCUCUCUCUUCUCUCCUCCAACAUCCAUCCACUAUCCGUGUGUCCCGGCUCUCCUCUGCUCCUCCAGCCGCGGAGGAGCCACUCUGAGCCUGAAGGAAGACGAACCAGACCUUGCUGGAAGAAAUGGCGUUUUAACACUAGAGAAAAGAACCCAGAAAAGACAUGGAUCCUUUUUCCUUCCAACACCACCUCCUCCUCCUGCUCGCUUCCCUGAACUGCUUCCCCGCUGCUGCUGACAUGAGACUCGGUUGCCUGUUUGAGAACGGGCUGUGUUCACCAUAUGAGAUCUGCAUCAACGAUGGUAUGUUUGGGAGGUGUCACCGUGUUCCAGUGAAGGAGGUUUACACCUACGAUGUCUCCCCGUCUGUAGUGCAACGCUUCAGGACGCUGCUGGAGAAGCUCUCUAACAGAGGUUUGACCUGGGAAGAUAACACCACUCAGCAGGUUCUGUCCAAUGAGUUAUCCAAGCUGAGGAGGGUUCCCUACAGGCCACAGAAUGGAGCGGUCUACAACACCGACAGCAGGCCAGUAGCUGGAGCGAUGGACCCAGUAGACCAGAGGGUGAAGCCGGUGGAGGUGGAGCUCAGUAGAAAUCUGCAGACGUACCUACAACGUCUCGGCCUCCUUCCCAAGACGCCAUCUGCCUCUAGUCUGAGCACCCUGGGAAAGGGUGACCGUUUCCCUACGGACUCCUUUCGCUCCAAGGCUCAGAAGUCAUCUCCCUCCAGCUUUUCCCCUCUUUCAUCUCUCUUUCCUCUGCAGAAGCAGAGACCCCCAGCCGACCAGCUCACCAAGCAGGCUGAGGGUGACCUUCUCCUGGGCGCCCUGAGGCAGUAUCUCUCUAGGCAUCUGUCCCUGUACGGUGGUGGGGUGAGCCCUGAGGAGCAGGAGGCCACCUCACCCCGCCAGAGGCCCUUCUACACCAACGUAAUAGAAAACUCUGGACUCAAAAAAGACACCUCAAAAUCCAGGCUUCUAAAGUUGGGAAGAACGCAGGCGGCUUCAGUCAAAGACCCUCUGACAUCUGUGGAUGAGAGCUUCAUCAAGAACGUUUUGAAGAGCGUUGGCAGGCACCACGUGGAUGUGGAUGGCCUGACAGUGCAGGAUUUGGGCCAACUGUCCAGCCUAAUAGCUGAUGCUCUACAGGUGGUCGACCAGGACCAGGGACUUAACAGGGGCCUGAUCCAUGCCAGACCUGGACCGAGAGACCUGAGGGAGGAAGAAGAGGAGGUGGCUGCCAGGGAUGAGGAAGAGGAGAAGUUGCUCGAGAACACUCCAACACUAAAACCACAUGAGAGCACUCCCAUAGUCUCGGCAGCACUUCAAGAGCGCCACACGGAUACAGAGGAGCAUAUUGUGAAGGACAAGCCUGAGGGUGGAAACCUCUUUACCAAACUUCUGGCCUACCUGGACAAAACUUCCUUCAACACCUCUCCUCCAGCUAGAAAUCGUGACGUUGUUGCUAUGGAGACACCCAUAGGCCAACAGGUGGGCCUGGAAAAUGUCCAGAGCCGGACCAGCGGGGCCGGGGUGACGGUGCAGAAGAAGGAUGCCACCCAGUCUGUGGAGGAGGUGUCGGAAGUGCAGGGCUGGAUCAAAGAGGUGGCGCCCCCUCCUGCUUCGCUCGUGUAUGAGGAGCCGCACGAGAAGACGGUGCACGUUCCCGAACUUCAGCUGGACGUCAAAGCUGGCAGGACGAAGGCAGACGAUGAUGUGUUUGGCUACGUCAUCACCGACACAGAUGGGCUCCAAACAGACGAAGGCCUCCACCUGAUGCAGAUCCUGGCUCGCAUGUCUAAAAUCCAGCUGACCGACUUCGCCGAGCUCUCGGUGGUGGGCCCCGCUGUGACCUUCAAAGUGAGCCCAAACACUCACAACGUCAGCACCACAGAUGUGGCCAAUGUGGCUGUUCACCAGAAAGAGGCUCUGGAGAAGGAGGCCAAGGUCAGCAUCCUGGAGGCCGGGGUCACCGAUGGAAGCCAGAUCAACCAGAUCCCCACCAAGUACAGCCAGGCGGAGUCCACCAAGUUCCUGGUCCUCACAGUGGUGUCUAUCCUGUGCAUCGUCGGCGUGCUGCUGGCCUCCACCGUGGUCUACUGCCUCCGCCACCGCUCCCACCACAAGCUGAAACAGAAGCUCACCAAUCUGGGAACAGAUACUGGCAGCGAUGCUACUGCCACCUAUCAGGAGCUCUGUCGGCAGCGCAUGGCGGUCAAACCUCCGGCUGAGCGUCCAGAGCCCAUCUCCUCCAGGAUCAACAGUGUGUCGUCUCAGUUCAGCGAUGGCGGUCAAGCCGUCAGCCCCUCGGCGCGGAGUAGCAUCUCCUCCUGGAGCGAAGAGCCCGCCCACUCCAACAUGGACAUCUCCACCGGUCACAUGAUACUGUCCUACAUGGAGGAUCACAUGAAGAACAAGGACCGCCUGGAGAAGGAGUGGGAGGCGCUGUGUGCCUAUCAGGCAGAACCCAACGCCUGCACCAGCGGCCUGAAGGAUGGCAAUGCCAAGAAGAACCGCUCCACUGCUGUUGUGGCAUAUGAUCACUCCAGAAUCACCUUGAAGGUGGAGAACAGCCAAGGCAACUCUGAUUACAUCAAUGCCAGCCCGAUCAUGGAUCAUGAUCCCAGGAACCCUGCCUACAUCGCCACUCAAGGCCCUCUGCCCUCCACCGUGGCUGAUUUCUGGCAGAUGGUAUGGGAGAACGGCUGCGUGGUUAUCGUUAUGCUGACACCUCUUGUCGAGAGCGGGGUGAAGCAGUGCUACCACUACUGGCCGGAUGAGGGAUCCAACCUGUACCACAUCUACGAGGUGAACCUGGUGUCCGAACACAUCUGGUGCGAUGAUUUCCUGGUUCGAAGCUUCUACCUAAAGAACAUGCAGACCAACGAGACACGAACCGUCACUCAGUUCCACUUCCUGACCUGGCUCAACCAGAACGUCCCGGAGACCAGCCGGACGCUCCUCGACUUCCGCAGAAAAGUUAACAAGUGCUACCGGGGACGCUCGUGUCCUAUCAUAGUCCACUGCAGUGAUGGCGCAGGAAGAAGUGGGACCUACAUCCUGAUUGACAUGGUCCUCAACAAGAUGGCUAAAGGUGCCAAGGAGAUUGAUAUUGCAGCGACUCUGGAACACCUGCGGGACCAGAGGCCGGGAAUGGUUCAGACCAAGGAUCAAUUUGAGUUUGCGUUGACGGCCGUUGCAGAGGAAGUGAACGCCAUUCUGAAAGCUCUUCCACAAUAGGAAAGAACACCUCUUUCUGAUGGACCUCCUUUCUCUUCUUCUUCCUCCUCUUCUGUCUUAUUAAUACAGC
Perca fluviatilis (European perch) is the source of this 3346-nucleotide messenger RNA. RefSeq names its product receptor-type tyrosine-protein phosphatase N2-like. Bases 202 to 3276 code for a protein of 1024 amino acids. The record is from RefSeq and is a predicted model, not a curated record. Gene Ontology annotation, cellular component: secretory granule. The transcript is spliced from 23 exons. Lineage: Eukaryota; Metazoa; Chordata; Actinopteri; Perciformes; Percidae. Gene Ontology annotation, biological process: protein dephosphorylation. Gene Ontology annotation, molecular function: protein tyrosine phosphatase activity.